This is a messenger RNA of Hordeum vulgare subsp. vulgare (domesticated barley), 2928 nucleotides long. Its product is annotated as pentatricopeptide repeat-containing protein At3g54980, mitochondrial-like. Bases 52 to 2484 code for a protein of 810 amino acids. The transcript has a single exon. Gene Ontology annotation, molecular function: protein binding. The record is from RefSeq and is a predicted model, not a curated record. NCBI's taxonomy places the organism in Eukaryota, Viridiplantae, Streptophyta, Magnoliopsida, Poales, Poaceae.
UGCUUGCGCAGUUCCGCUCAAUCCCUAACUAAACCUCUCCUCCCCGCCACCAUGCGCCGCCCACCACGGCUCGUAGUCGGAGGAGCCUCCUCGCCCUCGCUCGCAUGGCGUUCCCUCUGCACCACCGCCUCCGCCUCCGCCUCCGCCAUCCCCAUUCCCGCCGCGCCACCCCACCAAACCGAUCCCCUGUCUGCCCACUUCUCGAACCGCCCGGCCGCGCGCGACCCCGCCGUCGUGGAGAACCUCACCUCCACCCUCCGCGCGCUCUUCGCCUCAUCCUCGUCCCACACGCGUGCCUUCACCCUCCUCAAGUCGGCCGCCUUCGACGCCGGCCUCGCCCCGGACGCCCUCGUCGACGCCGUCCUCUCCGCCGCGGCCGGCCCUCACUCCGGCUCCCCCGUCGCAGCCGCUCACGUGUCCCUCCUAAGCCGCCUCCUCACCUCCCUCUCCCGCGCCGGUCGCGCCAGCGCGGCCACCGACGCCUACGCCCACAUGGUCGUCCGCGGCGUGGUCCCGGACGUCAAGUCCCGCACCGACCUGCUCGUCACCACCGCGCGCUGCUCGUCGGCCCGGGAUGCGCUUGCACUCUUUGCGGAGAUGCGGGGGAGGGGCUAUCGCGUGGACGCAUGGAUGUUCGAUGCGCUCAUGCGGGCCUGCGUCAAGGAAGGGAUGCUCGAGGAUGCUGUCAGGCUGUUUGAUGAAAUGCCCGGCGCUGAGAUCGAGCCCGACCAGCGCGUCUACGCUCUCGUGAUCGCGGCACUGUGCAAACUGCGUGAUGCUGACCGCGCGCUCCUCCUCCUUGGGGCGAUGAAGGAUGCUGGCUUCGAGACCUGGGACUUCACCUACAGGUCUGUGGUGCAUGUGCUCGUCAAGGCGGGAAGGAUGGAGGAGGCUCUGCGGGUCAAGGACGAAAUGCUCUCUGCCGGCAAAAAAAUGGAUGUGGUUCUUGCGACGAUUUUGAUGCAUGGCUAUUGCUUGCGAGGCGAGGUUGAGAACGCUCUGGAUCUUUUCGACGAGACCCUGACGAAUGGUAUAUUGCCCACUAAUGUGACGUACGGGACGCUUAUAAGAGGCUGUGAUCAAGCCGGGAUGACACAGAAGGUGUAUGUGCUAUAUCGUCAGAUGAGAGGGCAGGGGCUGUUGCCAAGUUCACACGAGUUCAAUUUGGUUAUCAAGAGCCUGUUGUGUGAUAAACGGUGGGAAGAUGCUGUAAGCUUGUGUAUGGAGAUGGCUGAUUAUAGGUUACCGGAUGUCUUCACGUACAAUGGUCUAAUUCGUUGGCUGUGCCAGCAACAUAAGCUCCGCGAAGCACUGCACUUGUUUGGUAAGAUGAAAGAAACUGGAGUGAAACCAUCUGUUGUGACAUACAACAGCUUGUUAAUGGGUUACUGUGAGAAGGGGUCCAUGGAUGAAGCAGUCAAACUGUACUCAGAGAUGCCUGUGGAAGGAUUUGUACCUAAUGUGUUCACGUACACAUUUUUGAUGAAAGGGUAUAUCAAGAAGAAGGCUUUUGACAAGGCCUAUGCCCUCCUUGAUGAAAUGAAACAGAAUGGAGUUUCUUGCAAUGAGUAUACAUAUAAUGUUCUCAUAAAUGGCAUUUGCAUGGGUGACCGGAUUUAUGAAGUUGAUGAAAUGCUGAAGAACUUCAUAGGUGAAGGUUUUGUCCCAAGCACAAUGACAUACAACAGUAUCAUCAAUGGAUUUGUGAAAGCUGGUAUGAUGUGCUCAGCAUUUUCUAUGUAUCAGCAGAUGCGUGAGAAAGGUAUACCCGCUAACAUAGUAACAUAUACCAGUUUCAUUGACGGUUACUGCAGAACCAGUUGUUGUGAUCUGGGACUUAAAAUGCUAAAUAAUGUGAGGCGCAAAGGCCUUCAACCUGACAUUGCUGCGUACAAUUCUUUAAUCAGUGGGUUUUGCCGUGAAGGGAAUAUGUCUCAUGCACUGCAAUUUCUUGUUAUUCUCCUGAAAGAUGGUCUAACACCCACAUCUGCCGUGUACACUAAUUUUCUUACUGGGUACAAGGAUUUGAAAAUGAUGAAAGAGGCUUCCAAAUUCUACGAGAGCAUGAUUAGAGAAGGAAUUGCCGCUGAUACAGUAACAUACACUACCUUAAUCGACGGUUUCUCAAAAGAUGGCAAUGUAGCCUUUGCAUUGGAAUUGUACUCAGAGAUGAUGGCUAAGGGUAACAUUCCCGAUGAUAUCACUUUCACAGCGUUAACACAUGGCCUUUGCCGCAUUGGAGACAUUGAUGGUGCUAAGAAGUUAUUGGAUGACAUGAGGAGAUUGGAUGUACGCCCUAAUGCUCUUAUUUAUAACAUGCUAGUAAAUGGAAGCCUCCGUGAUGGUAAGUUGCAAGAAGCAUUCCAGUUGCAUGAUGAAAUGCUCAACAGGGGAAUUGUUCCUGAUGAUACAACAUAUGACUUAUUGGCUGGCAAGAAAUCUCCGGAAGGUGACAGUUUUGUUGAUGCAGAGAGUCCUAUUUAAAAUUUCUGCCAGUUAAGAGAAUCUUGGCUUAAGCAGAUUGAAACUUCCAUUGCAUGACAACAUUGGGAAACUGUUAAAUAAAGUGAAACCUUGCCAGAUGGAAGCAAACAUAAGCAUUGGGAUUUGAGUAUGAGAUGUAUUUGUUGUGUUAUCUGUUUUUCUAUAGAUGAAUCCCUGCUUUACAUUAAAGUGUAAGAGCUCGAUACAAGAAGAAUCUACUAGCGUGUAGGAGGGUGGAACAUUUAACUGAGUCAAAACCACUAGUGCCACCAGCUAUAUUGUGCAGCUUAAAUUUGAUAUCUGCAUUGUUCCUGAUGCUUUCUGAUUAUUCUACUCCAUCCUUGAGGCUUUUCUGAUGAAUAUAGCCAAACUUUGAGGCUUUGCCUCUGUCUUUAAUGGUCAAUACACAUUCUGUCAAAUAAUACUUGAUUUGUUAUCGAUGAA